CUGACGCUUACGAGCGACGUUGUCGCUGAAGCAGGAAUCAAUUGCACGCGCACCAUCAGCGAGGACGGUUGUGAAAUAAGAACUCUUCUCAGACGACGCGAGCUGUGUUGUUAAACUGAUAUCUCGUAGUAGAGUUUUGGUUCGGUAAAGUUUGUUGGUGCUUCUUGUGUCUCUGUGCUAUGUGUUUUUUAUUUGUUAACUGCAAAACCAUUGCUUGCAAUGUAGAGACGAUAGACAAAGUGCUGAACGUAACGAACAAAAACUAAUUGUGUGUUUUAACUGCAAAGAGACAUGCAGAAAAUAUACCAGAAAAAGCAUUUCGAGUGCUGUUGCUGUCGCCGUUGUAAACUUAAAAGCCGAAAUGCUACGCAGAUGCCGUUUUGGUGGGUGCGGCAGCCGCUGAUCUUGAAGUCGCGCUGAGGCCGAGGCCGAGGCCAAACUUCACAACGUGGACCUAACGGUGCAGCAAGUGCAGCAGCACGACAAGGAAAGAGUCAGCGCAACAGCCAUUGCAUUUCUUUUGAUUGCUUGUGUAUCAUCUUUGGGGAUCUUGGAAACCGCCUGCGCCUGCGCCCACUCGUCCGUUAAAAUUUUCGUCGCCGAAAUGGUUUUCUUUUGCGCUUAACGCAAUUUUUUUCGGCGGUGAGGACUAAGAUGGCAGACGUAGUCUAUGCACUCAAAAGCUCUGAAAAUUGUGAACAAACUGGGUACAGUUGUGUCCUAUAAGCAUGGAAAAUCCGGUGGAAUUGAACGUGAAAAUGGAGAGUACCUUGUCCCCGCUGCUGCAGGCGCAGAUCACAUCGCUGCCUGUCCAUCAGCCCAAGGGUCGAGGUCGUCCACGCGCCUCCUACGCACAGACCGGUGAAUUCGAUUUGGGUCUGAUACGUGAAUAUCGUUCGCGCCCAGCGCUUUACGAUCGAUCGAAUAAGCGAUUCAAGGAUAAGAUACACGUUGCCCAGCUAUGGAUGCAAAUCUCUCACAAACUGGGCUAUGAUGUUUCCAUAUUACGCGAUCGUAUGAUUACGCUGCGUAAUCGGUAUAAUAUUGAGAAGCGACGCGUGGAAAACAAUGCGCUGCCCAAUUCAGCUAGCCAGUGGCCUUUGUAUGAUAAUCUGAGUUUCCUCUCGGACCACAUACGUACCAGACGCUCGUAUAAGACGCAAUGCAAAUCGCUGGACGGGCAGCCCGAAGAUGAGGACGAUGAGGAACCCUUCGAUGUGGAUGAUGUGAACAGCGAAAGCAAUGAGCCACCCAAAUGCAUCAAACAUGAACUGGAUGCUGACUAUGAAGAUAUGGAGGAUUUUGACUGCGAUGGACAGCUGCCGGUGACCACGAUGCUCAGCAUACCGAACAGCAGCACGCCCAUAAAUGGCAUCAGCAGCAACAGCUGCAACAACAAUAGCAACAUACUAAGUGACAAAGCAGCGCAGCAGCAAGCAUCCAAUUGUCGCCAGCCGGAGCAGUUGUUGCGCGUGGCUAAGCCGAAGCGUUCGCCGCUGGCGUUGGAAGAGGACGCGCCACCAGCUAAACGACGUUUAGAAGAAGGUCAAACAUGUGCAGCAGCAACUACAGCGACAGCAGCAGCAACUACAACUGUGGCAGCAUCAGUUGCCACAGCGACGACAGCUGCUUCAACCACAUAUGCAAAGUUUCGAGCUUUCGGUGAAUUUGUUUCGCAUUCGCUAAACGAGCUGCCUCAUGCAAUGUCCAUGCGGCUGAUAGAAAAAUUCACGCGCGAACUAGUCCAAGCGUCCAUUGCGAACGAGCAAUGUCAGCUGCAGAAGCUCAAAUCCCUGGAAAUCAGCAGCACGGACGAAGAGGAAGAUUAGCAGAGAGACCUAAUGACGAUUAAGGCAAACCAAAAAUAAUACAAAUGUAAUUUUAACUAAUUUUAAAACUAGA
Drosophila hydei is the source of this 1902-nucleotide messenger RNA. RefSeq lists its product as uncharacterized. Lineage: Eukaryota; Metazoa; Arthropoda; Insecta; Diptera; Drosophilidae. The coding region runs from base 729 to 1829 and encodes 366 amino acids. The transcript is spliced from 5 exons. Gene Ontology annotation, cellular component: transcription regulator complex; nucleus. Gene Ontology annotation, biological process: regulation of transcription by RNA polymerase II. The record is from RefSeq and is a predicted model, not a curated record.